Aspergillus wentii DTO 134E9 is the source of this 804-nucleotide messenger RNA. RefSeq lists its product as uncharacterized. Lineage: Eukaryota; Fungi; Ascomycota; Eurotiomycetes; Eurotiales; Aspergillaceae. The transcript has 2 exons. The record is from RefSeq and is a predicted model, not a curated record. The coding region runs from base 1 to 804 and encodes 267 amino acids.
AUGCUGCCCUCCAGUAAAUUCGCCGGAUUGCCCAGUCCCAAACUAGUCCAGCUUGUUGCUCGUUAUUUCGAUGAAGCCAAAGUGCCUCACGUGCUCUGGGGGUCGAUGGCACAGCGUAACGACAUCUCCUUCGUCAUCCCCGAUAACCACAUCGAAGCAGCCAUGCAGACCCUCCUCCUCGCAGGCCUCCCCCGCUGCCUCCUCAACGCCAACUGUCCCUCCAUCCAAAAACACCGCAACAGCCCCAUCCCCGAAGUCCACUUCCAUCUGCACCCCAAGUAUGCCAUCGAAACACUAGAUCUACACAAGCAAUCGCUUACCCUCUUCCACUUCCCAGAUCUCACCCCCCACACCCCAGCCAGCGAUGAGCGAAACUUCACCCUAACCACCAAUCUGCACACGUGCAAUUGGAGCAAAGAAGAGUUCUACGGCCCUCACGCGCGAGAUCCCUACCCCGUUAAAACGCUGACCGCGGUCGGGUUCACCGAGGCGAUGAUUAUGCUGUCCUGUCGUGAUUUUCGACACUGCAAUAACUACGACGGGCACUGGUAUGUGGGUAUCUAUCGUAUUCAGCGGUUUGUAGAGGAGAAGGGGAAUUUCUCGCGCAAAGAGCUGAAUCCGAGGUUUUUGCCGUACUGGAAUGCGUAUGAGGAGCAUCCGUAUGGGAGGAGUUUGUACACGCGGUUGAGUGAGUUGAGGGAGGAAAUGUUGCAGAAUGGGGAGCUGCCGCCGCCUCCUGCGGUUAAUAAUUUCGGGUCAAUUGAGUUGGCGUUGAAGUUGCAGAGGUAUGUCACUUUUGGUUGA